Messenger RNA from Seriola aureovittata, 1298 nucleotides. It is a transcript of the gene pdf, whose product is annotated as peptide deformylase, mitochondrial. The record is from RefSeq and is a predicted model, not a curated record. Gene Ontology annotation, biological process: peptidyl-methionine modification; N-terminal protein amino acid modification. Gene Ontology annotation, molecular function: peptide deformylase activity. Gene Ontology annotation, cellular component: mitochondrion. Lineage: Eukaryota; Metazoa; Chordata; Actinopteri; Carangiformes; Carangidae. The coding region runs from base 142 to 927 and encodes 261 amino acids. The transcript has 3 exons.
CCUCUCCUAAGUGUGUGGUGUUGGUCCUUUCCAACUAGUGCAAGGUAACCGAGAUAUACACAGUCUUUAAAUUGGCAAAUACUACUCUUGCACUGUGUAUCACCCCCUGAUGUGAUACUUCUUCCCAGUUGAAGCUCCACCAUGAACACAACAUCAUGUGUAUCUUUGCUCCAACUCUCCAGAACGGGGUUCAGACUUUGUGCAUCCAAAGCCCCUCACUGCAGAGCCUCAGCCUCGAGUUCACCAACAGUGACCUACACUAGUCUUUCACACAUCUCACCCCACUCACCUGUACCCUGCAGACGCUCUUACUGCAUCAAUGUCAAGGUGCGCUCCUAUCUCCAUUACAUGAAACGGAAGAUUAUACCCUCUCCCAGUCCUCCGUAUGGUCACGUGUGCCAAGUAGGAGACCCAGUGCUGCGUGCCAGCGCAGCUGCUGUUGACCCUGCAGCUGUAACAGGGCCGGAGAUCCAAAAGGUCAUCAACACCAUGGUGAAAGUGAUGCGGAAGCUUGAUUGCGUUGGACUGAGUGCACCUCAGAUUGGGGUGCCACUCCGCAUCAUGGCCCUGGAAUAUCCGGAGAGGAUGUUGGAAGAGAGUUCGACAGCAUCGAGGGAGGUCCGUGGUCUCUCCGUCCAGCCCCUGAGAAUCUUCGUCAACCCACAGCUGAGGGUGCUGGAUGGUCGGACUGUGCUGUUUCAGGAAGCAUGUGAGAGCAUCUCAGGCUACUCUGCCACAGUUCCUCGCUACCUGUCUGUGGAAGUAUCUGGUCUGAAUGAAAAGGGUGAAGCUGUCACGUGGCAGGCCAGCGGCUGGACAGCUCGUAUCGUCCAGCAUGAGAUGGACCACCUGGAUGGGGUCCUCUACAUUGACCGCAUGGACAGUAAAACCUUCAUCAACAUCAACUGGCACGAGCACAAUCAAUAGAAACCGGACAAAUCCUCAGGACCGACCACGGACAUUUACAUCAGCGAUCGGUAAAACUGAUGAUAUGAUUUAAGUUUUGCUCCACACCAUCUGUGAACCUGAAAUUCUUUUGGAAUUUGGUUCCAGGAUCAUGGAGAAUUGCUUCAAAUAAAAAUACAUCAGAGCACUGGAAGUGUUUUUGUGGUUGCUACAAGGUGCAUGGCAGAAACCCCAAAGCAGUUACAUCCCUUUAAAAUGCAGCCAAGAGAGCAAAGUUCUGUGGACCUCCAGAUGCUUGAUAAAUAAAGAAGCUGAAAUGUUCAUGAUAAAAUUUGUGAAUUAUGUCUGACACUGUCAUGAUGAAUAAAAUGCUUGUACAGCAAAAAAUAUGA